AUGGGUUGGUUCGAUGACAACAGUGACCAGGCUCAGUCCUACGACCAGUACCGCAACCUGGACAGCAACAACGACGAGCACAAGGCCAAGUUCAGCCAUGAGCUUAUUGCCGGCGCUGCUUCCUACGAGGCCAUGAAGGCCUACGAGAACCACGUCGCCAAAAACGGCCAGCCCCCCAGCCACGAGAAGGCCAAGGAGCUCCUUGCUGGCUUCGCCGGUGCCUUCAUCGACCGUGAAUUCGAGACCAAGGGCCUUGACUUCAUUGACCGCGAGAAGGCCAAGAGACACGCCGAGCAACAGCUCCACGAGGCCUCUGCUCAGGAUUGGUAA
Molecule: messenger RNA, 330 nt
Organism: Aspergillus ochraceoroseus IBT 24754
Lineage: Eukaryota; Fungi; Ascomycota; Eurotiomycetes; Eurotiales; Aspergillaceae
Product: DUF3759 domain-containing protein
Exons: 3
Coding region: 1-330 (109 amino acids)
Source: RefSeq, a predicted model, not a curated record